CGGGUAUGACGCGGUAGAGCGCCCAGCGGAGUUGGGGAGCGUCGGGCAGCCGGGGGUCAGUAUCCGACUCCGACUCCGCCUCCGCCUCCGCCUCCGCCUCCUACCGGGCUGUGCUCCCCCUUGGCCGCGCUCGGCCCCCAGGCUUGGGUUGCACAUGGGAGCCCAGGGCGCACAAGAUGCGGGCGCCGGCCAGGGAGCUGUUCCGGGACGCCGCCUUCCCAGCCUCGGACUCCUCGCUCUUCUCCAGCUUCUCCACACCGCUGGCCCAGUUCCGGGAAGACAUCACGUGGAAGCGGCCCCAGGAAAUCUGUGCCGCACCCCGGAUGUUUCCAGAUAACCCACAGGAAGGGCAGGUGAAGCAAGGGCUGCUGGGGGACUGCUGGUUCCUGUGCGCCUGCGCCGCCCUGCAGAAGAGCCGGCACCUCCUGGACCAGGUCAUCCCCCCUGGACAGCCGAGCUGGCUCGACGAGACGUACCGCGGCUCCUUCGCCUGCCGGGUCUGGCAGUUUGGACGCUGGGUGGAGGUGACCGUGGAUGACCGUCUGCCUUGUCUUGCAGGGAGACUCUGCUUCUCCCGGUGCCAGAGAGAGGACGUGUUCUGGCUGCCGCUGCUGGAGAAGGCCUACGCCAAGGUCCACGGGUCCUACGAGCACCUGUGGGCAGGGCAGGUGGCAGACGCCCUGGUGGACCUCACGGGCGGCCUGGCGGAGAGGUGGAGCCUGAAGGACCUGGCCCGCGGCGGCGGCGGCAGUGGCCCGCAGGACGGGCCCGGCGCCCCGGAGCCCAGGACGUGUCGGCAGCUGCUGGGCCUCAAGCAGCGGUGUCCCAUCAGCUGCUCGGUGUUCAGCCCCAGAGCAGGUGCCAGGGAGCUGGGGGAGUUCCACGCCUUCGUCGUCUCGGACCUGUGCGAGGUGCAGGGCCGGGCCGGGCAGAGCAUCCUGCUGCUGCGCAUCCACAACCCCUGGGGCCGGCGGUGCUGGCGCGGACCCUGGAGAGAGGGGGGCGAAGGGUGGAGCCGGGUGGCCCCGGGGGCCUCGCAGGCCCUGCUCUCCCAGCUCCAGGAGGGGGAGUUCUGGGUGGAGGAGGAGGAGUUUCUCCGCGAGUUCGACGAGGUCACCAUUGGCUACCCGGUCACGGAGGCCGGCCACCUGCAGAGCCUCCACUCAGAGAAGGUGCUGAGCCAUGCGCGGGCGCUGCCGGGGGCCUGGGUCCAGGGGCAGUCGGCGGGGGGCUGCCGCAACAACAGCAGCUUCCCCAGCAACCCCAAGUUCUGGCUGCGGGUCUCGGAGCCCAGCGAGGUGUGCAUCGCGGUCCUGCAGAGGCCCCGGAGGUGCGCGGCGGGCCGGGCCGGCCGGGCCCCGGUGGGGGGCGACCGUGCUGCGCCGAGCCCGGCGAGCGUCCCGGGCAGGGACUACCCGGCCGUGGGCCUGCACCUCUGGAAGGUAGAGAAGCGGCGGGUCAGCCUGCCCCGGGUCCUGUCUGCACCCCCCGUGGCCGGCACCGCCUGCCACGCCUACGACCGCGAGGUGCACCUGCGCUGCGAGCUGGCCGCCGGCCACUACCUGGCCGUGCCCAGCACCUUCCUGCAGGGCGUGCCGGGGCAGUUUCUGCUCCGGGUCUUCUCCAGCGGCAGCGUCUCCCUCAGCGCCGUCAAGACGGGGGCCCAGAGCCUGGGCCCCGGAGCGGCCCUGUCGGCGGGGGAGUGGGAGACCGUGCGGCUGCGCGGCUCCUGGCGGGCCGGCCAGACGGCGGGGGGCAGCAGGAACUUCGCCUCCUUCCCCAGCAACCCCUGCUUCCCGCUCUCGGUCCCCGAGGGUGCGGGCCCCCGCUGCGUCCGCAUCUCCCUGCACCAGCACUGCCCCAGCGGCGACUGCCACCCCAUCGGCUUCCACGUCUUCCAGGUUCCAGCGGACGGCGGGGGCCAGGGGGCCUCCCCGCUGCUGCUCCAGAAGCCGCUGGUGAGCUGUGUGCCGCAUCGCCACGCCCAGGAAGUGAGCCGGCUCUGCCACCUCCCUGCGGGGACCUACAGGGUCGUGCCCUCCACCUACCUGCCGGACACGGAGGGCGCCUUCACGGUGACCAUAGCCACCCGGAUAGACAGGCGCUCCAUCCACAGCCGGGAGAUGCUGGGGCAGCCCCUCCAGGAGGCCUCCUUCCGGGCGGUGAUGAGGACCUGACCGGCCAGCUCGGAGACGGGCGUCCUCGGGCUCCCGCCCGCUCAGGGAGUCGUCUGGCGGGUGCAGCAGGCAGGGCGAGAAGAGCCCCGCGCAGGCGUCCUGGUCUCCGAGCCGGGACGGCAGCCCCCGGGGGCCCUCCGGUCUUCCCUCGGGCCCGGGGAGGCCCUGCAGCCGGCGGGCCGGAGUGUCGCCACACGCGUGUGCCCCGUCUCGGGGGCGUGACUUUGCAAAUAAACAUGAGCACCGAGAA
Messenger RNA from Phyllostomus hastatus (greater spear-nosed bat), 2427 nucleotides. It is a transcript of the gene CAPN10, whose product is annotated as calpain 10. Lineage: Eukaryota; Metazoa; Chordata; Mammalia; Chiroptera; Phyllostomidae. The transcript is spliced from 12 exons. Gene Ontology annotation, molecular function: calcium-dependent cysteine-type endopeptidase activity. Gene Ontology annotation, biological process: proteolysis. Gene Ontology annotation, cellular component: cytoplasm. Bases 177 to 2177 code for a protein of 666 amino acids. The record is from RefSeq and is a predicted model, not a curated record.